This is a messenger RNA of Cuscuta campestris, 3629 nucleotides long. Lineage: Eukaryota; Viridiplantae; Streptophyta; Magnoliopsida; Solanales; Convolvulaceae. The record is from the annotation of a GenBank genome assembly.
AGGAAUGUUAUAUGCAUAAUAUUGAAUGACUUAGAAUACAUUUAGGGUGAUUUCUCUUACUAAUUUACAUUGACACAAAAUAUUAAUACAAAUUUUUCUAGAUCACAAUAAAUAUAAUCACCUCACCUAACAUGGUUGAUGUUUUUACGGCGACGCAUUUCACGCACCAACAUUUUCUCUUCCAGACAAAGCGGUUUUCGGUGUUUCAUAUCCCCAGUUUUCUGCAGACUUUGGUGCUCAGAUUAUCAGGCUGCAGCUGUGGUUUGUUGGUGCUGGAGAUUGAUGCAACCUCCUUCCUAAAGCAGAGGAUAGUAAUUAUAUACUUGAAAAGAUGCCAAAGCACCGCUUCAGGGAAAGAAUAAAGUCCUACUUUGAAAGUCAUAUUGAUCCAGAAAAAGGUGAGGAACUGAAAGGAAAUAAAGCAGAUAUUGAAGACAAAGUUCAGAAGAUCCUAAGCCAUCUAAAAGACGAAGAUGGCAGGGACGGGAAAGAACCACUGAUUGAUUUAGUUAAGGAUUUCCACAGACAUUACCGAUCCCUUUACGAUCGCUAUGAUAGUCUCACAGGACAUCUGAGGAAAAAGGUACAUGGAAAGAAAAACAAGCAAGAAAACACUUCUUCUAGCUCUGAUACUGAUUCAGGUUCCGAUUACUCUCCUAGUGAAAAGGACAGGAGAAAUGGAGAACUUGAAAAUGCUAAUAUAGAAGUUGCUGAAUUGAAGACGAAGUUGACAUCUGCAAUGGAAGAAAAGGAAGUGUUGCAAUUGGAAUACCAGCAAGCUUUGACCAAAUUGCAAGAAGCUGAUAGAACCAUCAUAGAAAUAAACAAUAAUGCUGAAAAACAGGAUACAGAGAUAUUAAAACUUGUUGACGAGAAUGCAGAUCUCAGCUUAAAACUAGAGGAAGCUUACAAACUUGAAGCUGAACUAAACCAGAAGCUAGAGGAAAUAAAUCGAGAGAGAACUGGUAUGAUUUUUGGCAUUGAGGAGGGAAAUAGAGCUAUUGAAGAUUUAAAGACCGUCAACUCUCAGUUAAAGGAUGAGAAAGAAACCUUUCAUCAAGAAUUGAGAGCCUUACGAGGGGAAUUUUCUACACUGCAGCAGAAACUCGACUCCUCGGAAAGAGAAAUAGCUCGGCUAAUUCUGGCACAAAGGGCAGCUGAAGAGGAAAACCACUCUCUUUGCUUGAAAAACAUACAGCUGUCAGAUGCAAUAAAACAAGCUGAAGAAAAGAUUCAUGACCUUGUCACUGAAUCUAACCAGUUAAAGGAGACACUGUCUGAAGCAGAGAAGGAGCAUUCAGCUAACAAGGAGAUGCUGGAGUCUCAACAUAAUGAAGCUUCUAUUCGUCUUAAAGGUUUAGAAACAGAGCUUGAUUUGCUGCGUGCACACAAUAAAGAAAUAGAAAGACAGAAAGAUGAGAUUUUUUUGCUGCUCAAGAGCCAAGAGGACAAGGAGAAUGAUUUGUCAUCUCAAAUAGAUGUUCUGAAAAAUAAGGCCAACACUUUGCAGAUUGAGAAUGAAUCUUUACAUACACAGAAAGCAGGUCUGGAGGAGGAACUGGGGAAGAAAGCUCACGAACUUUCUGAGUUCUCAAUUCAGAUAGGAACUUUAAAGGAGGUGUUGGAAAUUAAAAAUGCAGACUGCCAGAGAAUUGUAGAAGAGAAAGACAAUCAUCUUUCACUGCUGAAGGAUAGAGAAUUGGAGCUCGACUCAAUAAACAAACAAAUAAUUGGACUUGAAGAGCAGCUAAGGGAUAAAAUCCAGGAGAUUGUUGGUUUGCAGAGUGUAAACACUGAGAUGCAAGAUAAAAUCUAUGAGUUAGAAGGAGCAGUAAAAGGCAAAGACAACGAAAUGUCCUCUCUACGCAAGGAAUAUGAAAACAGAGAAAAUGAAUCAUCCUCUCAAAUCAAAGCACUGGCAGAGCAGGUGAGUGGUCUAAAAGAACAGUUGGAUACUUUACGUGCUCAGAAAUGUGAUUCAGAAGCCUUGGUUGAAACGAAGAUUAAAGAAAUUUCGGAAUAUCUUGUUGAGAUUGAAAAUCUUAAAGGGAAUAUAGAGAGUAAAACGGUAGACGUGCGGACGAUGCUAGAAGAAAAGCAAGGUCUGGUGGUAAGGGUAACGGACCUUGAAGAGGAAGUGAGGUCUCGUGGUGAACAGAUUCACAAAUUGGAAGAACGGAUAAGGGAGGAGGAAACUGGUUCUCACAGCAAAGUAACUGAGGUGGAGAAAACACUAAACGAGAAAGAUGUUGAAAUUUUUGCACUACAAAAGAAGCUGGUGGACGUAGAGAAUGAAGAUGCCACCCAAAUUUCUUACCUCACAGAAGAAAUCAACAAAUUAAAAAGGCAGGUGGACUUCUUGCAGGCCGAGAAAUCCAAGUUAGGGGUACAAUUGGAAAGUGGCAAACAAGAAUCUUCGGAACAUUUGGCCCAAUUGGAAAACCAGAGGACUGAAUUAGAACAGAAAAUUGCAGAUCAGGAAGUAAAGAUCAAAGAGCAAGAGGAGGCAUUGGGCAAAUUGUGCGAAGAGAACAAACAACUUGAAAUUGUGCUACAGCAGUGCAAGGCGAGUCUAGAAGUUGCAGAAAUGAAAAUAGGAGACAUGACAGAAGAGUUCCAGAAGAGUGUUGGUUCUAAAGACCAAAAUAUUGAGGAAUUAGUUGGGGAAAUUGAAGAUUUGAAGAGAGAUCUGGAAAUGAAAGGGGAUGAACUUGGCAGUUUGGUGGAGAAUAUGCGCAUGAUUGAAGUUAAGCUCCGCUUAGCCAAUCAAAAGCUUCGGGUGACAGAACAGCUACUCAGUGAAAAGGAAGAAGACCAUAACCAUAAAGCAGAUAAGUUGUUGCAAAACCAAACGGCUCUUGCAGAACAGUGCACAUCGCUGUCAAGAACAUUAACAGCAUACAAAGAAACUCAGCAGAGGAUAAUGGCUGAUGUUUCAGACACCGUGAAUGAGACACUUUCUGGAAUGGACAUGUUUAGCAUGAAGUUUGAGGAAGACUGGGGCCACAUAGAAUCCCGCAUCUAUGAAAUCCUCAAUGAGCUUAAGAUAGCUAAGAACUGGAUCAAGGAGGCUGGCAAUGAGAGGGAGGACCUAAAGAAGGAAAUUGUAAGUCUUUUUCAGCAGCUAAGAGACAAAGAAGAAAGUGAGUCAGUGUUAAAAGGAGAAGUAAGAAAAGUAGAGACGACACUUCACAAAAUUGAAGAGAAGAUGGAAACUCUUCAAGUAAUGGUUGACGAGAAGGAUAGAAGAAUGGGAGAAUUGGAAAGGGCAAUGGAUGAAAAAGAGAAGGGGAUCACGGAGAUUGGCGAGGAGAAGAGAGAGGUGAUACGGCAACUGUGCAUCUGGGUUGACUACCACCGCAGCCGCUAUGAUCAUCUCAAGGAGACACUCUCAAAGAUGAGCGGCGUAAGAAGAAGACAACAUCAACAAAUUGCAGCAGCACAAUGAACAACAAAAUGCAAGUAUAGAUUCUUACCUUUCCUUAGUGUUUUGGUUUGUUUUGUUAUUUGGUUUUCUUUUUCUUGGCAAUUAUUUGGCUGAUAGAACCCUUUUUUCCUUUCAAAUAUGUGUUCAUCUUUUUGUGUGCAUCAUUCUUUUGGCUCUGUAUACUAUUGUAAUUGAGUUGGUU